Molecule: messenger RNA, 1344 nt
Organism: Phragmites australis (common reed)
Lineage: Eukaryota; Viridiplantae; Streptophyta; Magnoliopsida; Poales; Poaceae
Product: monothiol glutaredoxin-S1, mitochondrial-like
Exons: 6
Coding region: 423-1004 (193 amino acids)
Source: RefSeq, a predicted model, not a curated record
UGCUCGGCUGCCUCCGCCGAAGCGAAGCACGCCGCCUCGAAGGAAUCCUACUCCGUUGCCCAUCCUCGUCCUCCUCCCCUCUCAUAGGCCGGCCGGCCGGCGCGGAGUGGAGAUCGAUCCGGACUUUGAAUUGGCUGCUUUGUUGGUAAGGGAAACCUAGGCCUGGCUUGCUUGGACACUCCAUCCCUUCCGGUUCGCCGCGGAUUUAAUUGUUCUGUGGAGAAGGGGGUACCAAUUACGUUUAUUUUUCCCAAAAAUUUGGGGGUUCAACUGAACACCCGUGCCCCACGCGGAGCUCGUCGCCGGUCCUGCGCUAGCCAUUUCGUUCGUGCUAUCGUGUAGCACGAGUUCGUUGUUGUUGGGAUGGGAUUUGGCUGUCGAUUUCUGCGGCUCGUUUGGUACAUCCCUUGCUUAUAAUCGCUAUGUUUGUUGUUGAAUCCGAGAUUGCAGGGCACCAUGAAGAGGUUGGUGUCGACCGCGCUCGUGAGGAGUCUAGUCAGAUCGUGUCGCGCGCCGAGCACAGCUCUUUCCAGCAGUUCAUGAACUACUCGUCAGGACAUGGUGGUGAUCCUAAUGCAAAUGGGGACUCAACUGCAACACGAAUACCUGCUGAUCCUGAUACUCAUCAAGAUUUCGAGACAAAGAGCAAAAGUUUGGACAUGUCUUUGCAUGACAUCGUUGCUCAGGAUAUCAAGGAGAAACCAGUCUUGAUCUACAUGAAGGGUUUUCGUGAGUCUCCAAUGUGUGGCUUCAGUGCACUGGCAGUUAAGGUCCUCGAGCAAUAUGAUGUCCCUAUCAGUUCUAGAGAUAUUCUGGGAGAUCUCAAGCUUAAAGAGUGUGUUAAAGCCCACACUAACUGGCCUACAUUUCCACAAAUAUUUAUCAAAGGAGAGUUCAUUGGUGGAUCUGAUAUCAUAUUAAACAUGCACCAGAAGGGUGUACUUAAGGAUCUGCUUGCCGAUAUGUACAAAAAGGUGGACAAAGCGGAGACUCAUGAGUCAUGAAGCAAUCCACAGGAUAUUCUUUUCUUAGACAAUUUUCAGAUGACUUGCAUAUUGUUUUAUGCACCGUUGAAUACUUCAAUAUGGACGUGUUCCCAGGUUGUUUGAUCUGGCAUUCUGGCCAAGACAAUCAUGAUGGGAGAUCCUCUUUCGGAGUAUUCCGAGUUUUCUGUCAUAAUGAAUAAGCUCCACUCCACAAUGAUGUUUCCUUGAUGCAUUGUAUAGGGAGUUUGAGUUCCAGGAUGCAUAGGAUGCCUUACAUUUCCUUAUCAUUUGGCUCAACUGAACCUGUAAUAACAAAUGAUGAAGGCUGCAAAAUAUGCAAAAACAUGUUGUCAAUUGA